AUGCCGUCCAUCGCUUGUCGUACUUUUUCUCCUAUUAUUGUGGGUAUUAUUGAGCCGAAGUCGAAUUUCAGAAAUUCUAGCCACAAUUAUUGGUCUUCUCUUAAUUUGAUCCCUGCUUUUCAGAACGAGCGGCAUGACAGGUGUUCGAACAUUUGGGUUUUACAUCAUCCUGACGUGGCGUUCAGAUUGGUUUUUUCUUCGGAGCAGACAGUCAUUGCGGAUUGUCAUUGGAACUCUUUUGAUUUCCGGGUAGCGAUUGUUCACGGUGCCUCUACUCAUGUCGAGAGGAGGUCUUUGUGGGCGGAUCUCAUUAACUUUACUGCUGACAGUAUGGUGAUUUUAGGGGAUUUUAUGCCUAGUCAGACUUCUUGCAGAGAGUUCUGUGACUUUAUUGAUGACACUAGUUUUAUUGAGUCGGCUACUUCUGGGCUUCGGUUUACUUGGUCUGGUCGGCGUUUUAUGCCUCGACAUGUGGAGUCUUUUUUUGAUCGUGCUUUAUACUCAGAGUUGUUCUCUUUUUUGUGGCAUUCUGUUCAUACUCUGAACCUGGCUAGAUUGACUUCUGACCACUCUCCGAUUGUGUUUCAGUGCAGUUUACCGCCCCAGACCAGACAUAGGUUUUUCAGAUUUUUAAACAUGUGGGCGAUGCAUCCGACUUUUCAUGCUUUGGUGGAGGAUUCUUGGAGACAAGAUACUGGGGUCCUGUGUCCGAUUUAUAAGGUUAUGUUUAAGCUUAAACGGCUUAAGAAGGAGCUGAAGAAUUGGAACAAGAACGUUUUUGGUAACGUUGAUGCGCUGGUGGAUGACACCCAGAGGGAGUUGAUGGAUAUCCAGCUGAGUAUUUCGCUUCAUGGUUAUACGGAUGAGUUGUUUGACAAGGAGGUUCAAGCCCAGGCUAAAAUUAAUGUUGCAUUGUCUCGCAAAAAUUGUUUACUUCAACAAAAAAGCCGCGUUUCGUGGCUCACGGACGGGGACAGGAACACUGCUUUUUUUCAUGCUACGCUCCGCUAUAAACACAAGCCUAGGGAGAUAUCACAGCUUAUGAUUGAUGGGACCAGAGAAUCGAACCAGGACAGAAUCGGUGGGCAUAUUGUGGAUUAUUUCACCACUCUUUUCACUGAGGAUAGUGGCUCUGAUGUUGGCAUUGAGGCGAUUGAGGCUGUUAUUGACCCUGUUAUUUCAGAUGAUCAUAAUGCGGUUCUUUCGGCUUCUCCUUCGGACGAGGAGAUUACAGCUGCUGUUUUUAGCAUGGAUGCUGAUAGCUCGCCUGGACCUGAUGGUUUCUCUGGGAAGUUUUUUCAGAUUAUCUCGAAGGUGCUGGCAACAAGGAUCAGCGGGAUUGCAGCGCUUUACGUUUCUCAGAAUCAAUUUGGGUUUAUUAGUGGUCGUUCGAUUCAUGAUUGCAUUCUGAUGGGUUCUGAAAGUUUUAACUGUUUGAAACGUACGGGCAGAGGGCAGAAUAUGGCCUGCAAAAUUGACAUCCGCAAAGCCUUUGAUACUCUUCGUUGGGGUUUUCUGUUGAAUGUUCUUAAGGUUAUGGGGUUUGAUGUGAGAUUUAUUGAUUGGAUCAAGAUCAUUCUUACUUCUGCCCAGCUCUCCAUUCUUUAUAAUGGGAAGCUGUAUGGUUACUUUGGUUGUUCGCGCGGUGUGAGACAGGGGGACCCUCUCUCUCCUAUUCUUUUUGGGAUUGCUGAGGAUGUCCAGAGUGCUCUCUUUCGCAACUGCGUUACCUCUGGCCAUCUUACUCCCAUGUCUAUGACUCGUUCGCAGCCUUUUCCCACCCAUCUUCUUUACGCGGAUGAUAUUCUGGUCUUCUGUAAAGCCUCUGUUCGGAAUGCGAGGACGAUUAAGAAGAUUCUUGACUACUACAGUUGGAUUUCUGGGCAAAUUUGUAGCAGUGAAAAGUCUCAUAUCUACUUUUCUGCUAAAGUUCAUGCUGUAACUCAGCGUUCAGUUCUGAGAGAUUUGAACUUUGUGAAGGGAGUGGCUCCCUUUACGUAUCUGGGGGUUCCGAUCUUUGAUGGGCGUGUCCGUGCUUCUUAUUUCAGACCGAUUCAUGACCGGAUUUUAGCAAAGUUUUCCAGAUGGCGUGGGCGUCUUCUUUCUAUGGCUGGGCGUCUUUGCUUGGUUAAGUCGGUCAUUCAGAGUUCUAUCACGCACUCUAUGAUGGUGUAUAAAUGGCCCAGAUCCUUGUUGAAAGAUUUGGAUGAGAAAUGCCGCAAUUUUAUCUGGACGGGUGAUGUUAGAAAGACACCUUCUUGUUCGGUGAGCUGGAGCCGUGUUUGUGCCAUCAAGGAGGAGGGGGGCUUGGGGAGAUACUUGAACAAUUUCAGACAGAUGAGAUGUGAUUCGAUCUCGUCGUCUGUUUGGCUUGGUCUCAAGGAAGAGGUGAGCGAUUUGGUUGAAAAUUCCUACAGCUAUAUUGGUGAUGGCACGGCCACGAACUUCUGGGUUCCUCAUUAUGUCCAAGAUUUGCUAAGACAUUCUGUUGCUGACUACUUCUAUGAUGGGGUGUGGCAUUUCACCCAGGAUUUUAUUAAUGCUUUUCCUGAGAUUGUUGGUGAUAUUUUGGUGCUUCAUAUUGGAGAGGAUUCUGACACUCGUUACUGGAAGCCUUCUAUUCAUGGUACGGUCACUGUUGCCCUUGCGUUUUCUAAUCAAUGUCAUCGUUUUCCUCGUGUUAGCUGGGGUUCUUGGAUCUGGAAGAAUUAUAUUCCAGUUAGACGUUCUUUAGUCUGCUGGCGGAUUCUCCAUGAUCAUCUUCCUACUUAUGAUCGCCUGAUUAGAUAUGGUAUGAUCAUGCCCAAUCACUGUGUUUUUUGUUUUUCCUCGGGUGAAACUAUGGAUCAUGUUUUAUGGUCUUGCGGCUGCGUUAGACCUAUUUGGAUCGAGUUCUUGAGUUGGUUUCAUUUAUCUGAGGCUGUUGAUGCUGCUGAUUUGCACAGUUUUUUGAGGAACUCUUGCAUCUUUGAUAACAAACGGUUUGAUCAAAGGCGGAUUAUACAUGUUGUCAAAGUUGCUUUUAAGGAGAUGAAGAAUAAUUUUAGUCUUGGUCAUAUGAAUAAUUUUUGGAAAGAUUAUACUAUUCUCAGAUCGAUUGGUGUUGCUACACGUGCUGCUCGUCCUCCGGAUUUCAUCGACGUGCACUGGUGGCUUCCAGCGUCUCCUUGGAUUAAAGUUAACACGGACGGCUCUGCGAUGGGUGCUCCGGGAAAUAUUGCGGCUGGUGGAGUCUUCCGUGAUAACUUUAAUUGGGUCCGUGGCUGUUAUCAUUAUAAGGGUGGCGUUGGUUUUUCCUUUGAAGCGGAGCUUCUUGCGGUCAUCAAAGCCAUUCUCAUUGCUCAUGAUCGGGGAUGGCUUCAUUUAUGGGUUGAGUCUGAUUCUAUGUACAUUGUGCAUCUGCUUGGGGAGCGUUCUACUGCGGUGCCUUGGCGUUUCAUUGCGUUAUGGCGUAAGGUUCUUUGUCUCCUUCCUGAGUUUAAGCUUCAGAUUUCUCACAUUUAUCGGGAAGAAAACAAAGUUGCUGAUAUUAUGGCUAACUAUAGUAGAGAUGAAGGCUGGUGGCCUUAUGCCAUUGAGGAGAUUAAGGAAGCUGUGAGGCUUGAUAUGGCAACUCACAGUCAUACUCGUAUGCGCUGA
Molecule: messenger RNA, 3639 nt
Organism: Salvia miltiorrhiza (redroot sage)
Lineage: Eukaryota; Viridiplantae; Streptophyta; Magnoliopsida; Lamiales; Lamiaceae
Exons: 5
Coding region: 1-3639 (1212 amino acids)
Molecular function (GO): RNA-DNA hybrid ribonuclease activity; nucleic acid binding
Source: RefSeq, a predicted model, not a curated record